GUAAUGAAGCACAUGUCAGCCCCACCCCCGGUCCCGUGGGUAGACUCCUCCCCCUAGCCCGCCCCUAGGCUCAGAGGAGCAGGUAUGUGAUCUGUUUGAUUCCCUCCCAUCCGCAUCACAAGGCUCCGACCCAGGGAACCCAAUCAGCUCCGCAGCAUCAGCUCCCGGCCUAUGAGUGGAUCAUAGUUAGAAGACAUGGCACCAUUGGCUAACAACGUGAUGGGGUACACUCCGCCAGAUGGAGGCUGGGGUUGGGUGGUUGUUUUCGGAGCUUUUAUCUCAAUGGGAUUCUCCUACGCCUUUUCAAAAGCGAUCACCGUAUUCUUCAAAGAAAUCCAGGAGCAUUUUGGGGCUUCGUACAGUGAAAUUGCAUGGAUAUCCUCAAUAUUACUGGCUGCUAUGUAUGCCGGGGGUCCGGUAAGCAGUAUCUUGGUUAAUCGCUAUGGCAGCAGGCCAGUGGUUAUAUUUGGAGGACUGUUGAGUGGAGCGGGUAUGAUCAUAGCAACGUUCAGUUCAAGUAUUAUGCAGCUGUAUAUCUUCAUCGGCGUCAUUGCAGGUUUUGGUUUUUCUUUAAAUCUUCAGCCAUCUGUCAUCGUGGUUGGGAAGUAUUUUCUCAAAAGAAGGCCGAUUGCCAAUGGCCUUGCCAUGGCUGGAAGUCCAGUUGUACUUUCCACGCUUGCACCGCUCAACCAGUUCUUGUUUGAUAAGUUUGGCUGGAGGGGCAGUUUUUUGAUAUUGGGUGGAUUGUUGCUAAACUGCUGUGUGGCAGGUGCUCUCUUUCGACCAAUAGGACAGACAACAACUUCUAAGAAAAAGCCAUCACAAGAUCUUGCUGAAAAAGGCACAAAUGAAACCUUACUGUCUGCCAACAAGCUUCAGCCUUCCUAUGGGACCAAAAUGGAGGAGAACAAGGAAGAAACCUGCAUGCAAAAAUUUAACAAAGUCCUCGACCUAACACUUUUUAAGCACAGAGGUUUCAUGAUUUACCUAGUUGGCAAUGUGGUAAUGUUUUUUGCAUUUUAUGCCCCUAUUGUAUUUUUAACUCCUUAUGCCAAACAUCUUGGAGUUGAUGAGUACUCGGCUGCGUUCCUCUUAUCAAUUCUUGCCAUUGUAGAUAUGUUUGCUCGGCCAGGCACGGGUUUUAUUGCCAACACUAAGUGGAUACGCCCUAGAAUCCAAUAUUUCCUUAGUUUUUCAGUUAUUUUUAAUGGAUUUUGCCAUCUCAUGUGCCCAUUUGCCACAGACUACUUUGGUUUGGUUGUCUACUCUGUAUUUUUUGGUUUGGCUUUUGGAAUGGUUUGCGCUUUACUUUUUGAAACUCUUAUGGAUCUUGUUGGUGUCCAGAAAUUUUCAAGUGCUGUGGGACUUGUUACAAUUGUGGAGUGUGUUCCUCUUCUCCUAGGACCCCCAAUUGGAGGUGCCAUUGUUGAUGCCUUUGGAGACUACAGGUACAUGUAUUAUGAAUGUGGAGUAAUCAUGGUAUUGGCGGGACUUUUUCUUUUUGUCAUGAACUACUAUAAUUACCGCAUGCUUGAGAAAGAGGAAAAAGAAAGACAAGCAAAAGAGAUGGAAAUGAAAGAAAACUCAGGUUGUAAGAAAAACGAGACAUCGGUCAAUGAUGACAAAAUAGAAAAUGGUGCAGAAUCCACAUCGGCAAAGCCCGAUACAGAAAAGCCUUGGAAAGACGACUAACGUGGUUGAAAAUAUCAUAUAGCAAUGCACUUAAGCCAAACCCCAUCAAAAUCUUCUGCAUAUUGUUGGAUUGCUUACAAAAAUUGACAAAAUGGUUGAAUUUAUAUUAUAAGGGAUGUCCAACAUGUACAUCAUUAUGUUCCAUAAUUAAUUUCAUAUUAAAGUGGUGUGAUAAUCAAUUUCAAUGGAGUGAUGGGGGUGGGGGAUCCCGAAUAAUUGUCUAGAAUGCAGAUGUCUCCAUUUGUAGCUCAACAUCCGCCAAAGAGACACAGCUUGGACAUCCCCAUGAGAUAUUGUGCACUACUUGUAGCAUCACUCGUUUCUGGUCUAACGUAGCGUUAUUUUUUAGUAUAUAAAUAUAUAACUAUCUAUAUAUAUCACAAUCAUUCUGUCCUAGUUUCUUCCAUGGAAACCUCUUUUUGAUCUUCUGAUCAAGAAGAAAGGUGGACCAGAGCAACCUUUACUUCAUUUCGGAUGGAUACUAAUUUGUAAUCAAUAUGAAUAGCCAAAUUGGACAGUAUCCCACCAUUUGUCCCAUAGAUUUAAACUGCCUCUUUUAGGGAUUGGUCUUGGUCUGCUAAUCAAAACUCCCAAGAGAUCCCUGUAAAACAUAGUUCUCCUCCGUGACUUCAGUGGUUAGUACAUCUACAAGCAGAAGUGGAAAAAAAUUGAAAUAAGGUCGUAUCUCACCUAUAGACUUUUAUAUCACCAUGAGCCAAAAUGAUUAUGUGCUGCUAGAAUCAGCAUUUUCUGUGCCAAAAGUAGAACCGGGAAAUAACUAUUCUAACAAGGUUGAAGAUGAACCUAAUUGUAUUCGCUAAGGACAUUUACAGGCAUCAUAAGGCUAAACGGUGCUUAGAAACUAAAGGAAUUCUUUGUAAAUAUAUUGUUUCCCUUGUUUGAAUAUUUUAUUUUCUUAAGUUUAUAAAAUAUUUUUAAAA
This is a messenger RNA of Xenopus laevis (African clawed frog), 2633 nucleotides long. RefSeq names its product monocarboxylate transporter 2. The record is from RefSeq and is a predicted model, not a curated record. Bases 196 to 1692 code for a protein of 498 amino acids. The transcript has 5 exons. Lineage: Eukaryota; Metazoa; Chordata; Amphibia; Anura; Pipidae.